Messenger RNA from Metschnikowia bicuspidata var. bicuspidata NRRL YB-4993, 2133 nucleotides. RefSeq names its product translation initiation factor eIF3 subunit b (gene PRT1). Gene Ontology annotation, cellular component: eukaryotic translation initiation factor 3 complex. The transcript has a single exon. The coding region runs from base 1 to 2133 and encodes 710 amino acids. Lineage: Eukaryota; Fungi; Ascomycota; Pichiomycetes; Serinales; Metschnikowiaceae. Gene Ontology annotation, biological process: translational initiation. Gene Ontology annotation, molecular function: translation initiation factor binding; RNA binding; translation initiation factor activity. The record is from RefSeq and is a predicted model, not a curated record.
AUGCCAGAGCCAAGCUACGAGGAUCUCGAGAAAGAAAUUUCGGUGGAUGACAUCGACUUUUCCGACUUGGAGGCGAGAUACGCCGUCGACGCCAACAUCGGCUUGGAGAACUAUGUCGUGGUAGAUGGAGCCCCUAAGGCCCCAGCUUCCAAAGCCCCAUUGUUGGAAAAAGUGUUGAAGAAGUUCUUGUCCAAAGCGGGCGAGGUGCUCGAGGGUGAGGCUGGAAUCCACCUCCCAGUGGAGAACAACAUGACCAAGGGCUACCUUUUCGUGCAGUACAAGACACCUGAAAUGGCCGCUGCCGCCGUGUCGCAGUUGAACGGAAAGCCCUUGGAUGCCAAGCACAGAUUGUUUGUGAACAAGCUCUCCGACAUUGAGAAGUACUGUGCCGAGGGAAGCGUGCCCUCCACGUUUGUUGAACCAACGGUGCCACCCAUGCAGUCCUUCGGCUACUUGAAGUCGUGGUUGCAGGACGACGCAGGCCGUGACCAGCUCGCGUUGCACUACUCGGAAACCGUGGGUGUUUUCUGGAACAACAAGAACAACGACCCCAAGCCUGUGUUCGAGCCCAGAAAGGGCUUCACCUCGAAGUACGCCAAGUUCUCGCCCAAGGGCACGUACAUGUUCUCCAUCCACCCACAAGGUAUCCAGUCCUGGGGUGGGGAGAACUUCGAGCGCAUCAGCAAGUUCAUCCACCCUCAAGUGCGCUUGAUUGACUUUUCGCCCAGCGAGAAGUACAUGGUCACCUUGUCCCCUGCGCCAAUCACGCCGCCCGACAACGCAGCCGACGCCAAGGACUUCCCCUUCGGCCCCGAGUCCGAGGGCCACAAGUUGGUGAUCUGGGAGUUGGCCACCGGUGAGCCCGUGAGAACCUUCGCCUUGCCUCCCCACUUGGAGGCGCUGAAGGACAUGCCUUGGCCUCUUGUCAAGUGGUCUUUCGACGACAAGUACUGCUGUCGUCAAGGCCCCGAUGCCUUGGCCAUCUACGAGACCCCAUCGUUCCAAUUGUUGGACAAAAAGCUCGUCAAGAUCGAGGAUGUCAUGGACUUCGAGUGGGCUCCCGCGGGUGUCAAGCUCGAGGGCUCCCGAGCCGAGGCCGGCGAACAUGUCUUGUCUUAUUGGACCCCAGAGACUACGAACCAGACUGCUAGAGUUGCAUUGAUGCAAAUUCCCUCCAGAAAAGUCAUUAGAACUGUCAACAUCUUCCAGGUCAGUGACUGUAAGAUGCAAUGGAAGCCUGACGGCGCCAUGUUGUGCGUGAAGGUCGACCGUCACACUAAAUCCGGAAAGACGUUCUUUUCGAACUUGGAGUUCUUCAAGACUACCGAGAGAGAUAUUCCGGUGGAGAAGUUGGAGUUGGACGAGGUGUGCGUGAACUUCUCCUGGGAACCUACCUCGGACCGGUUCGUGAUCAUCACCAGAUUGGAUGAUGGCAACGACAACCCUGCCAUUGCAAGAAACGAUAUCACUUUCUACAGCCAAGAGAUCACCGGUAAGGGUAAAGCCAACAAGUUCAAGGUUUUGAGCAAAGUGCAAAAGAAGCACACCAACACACUUUACUGGUCGCCUAAGGGUAGAUACAUUGUGACUGCCACCAUUUCUAAGACUUCGGGCGAAUUGGAAUUCUGGGACACCCAAUUCGAGGAUGAGAAGAUUCUUAAGAAGACCGAAGUCAAGUUGUUAAAGUCUGAAGAUUUCGGAGGAAUCACCAACAUCUCCUGGGAUCCUUCUGGUAGAUUUGUCGCUGCCUGGUCUUCUCAGUGGGUCCAUGCUAUCGCAAACGGUUACAAAUUGUUUGAGCUCACCGGUAAUUUAUUGAGAGAUGAGUCUAUUGACUUGUUCAAGGACUUCAUCUGGAGACCUAGACCAGCUUCCUUGCUCACAGCUGCCGACUUGAAGAAGGUCAAGAAGAGCUUCCGUGAGUACAGCGCUCAGUUCGACGAGCUCGAUGCCAUGGAGGCCGAUGCUGCCACCAGAGAGGCUAUCUUGUUGCGUCGUAGAUUGUUGGAGGAAUGGAGAUUGUACAAAUCCAGAUUCGACAAUCAAAAGACCGAGGACCGUACUAUUGAGGCUGAGGUGGUUGAGGAGAUCAAGGAGGAGAUCAUUGAGGAGAAUGAAGAGAUUGUUGAAUAA